Molecule: messenger RNA, 3029 nt
Organism: Pygocentrus nattereri (red-bellied piranha)
Lineage: Eukaryota; Metazoa; Chordata; Actinopteri; Characiformes; Serrasalmidae
Gene: mtfr2
Product: mitochondrial fission regulator 2
Exons: 7
Coding region: 486-1526 (346 amino acids)
Biological process (GO): aerobic respiration; mitochondrial fission
Cellular component (GO): mitochondrion
Source: RefSeq, a predicted model, not a curated record
GUUUUGUUUGUGUAUUUUUCUUUAUUUUUGACAUUUGUGGUGCAUUUUAUGCUGUGGCUCACACAAGGACGUGUAAUAUGUGCAUUAUUCUAAAAAGUCUUGUAAUGUCAGUAAUGUCUUUUCCCGAGCCGCUGGCAAUGCUGCCGCAAUAAAGAGGCUGAAGUUGACUUCCUAUUCGCCAGUUACUGCUGCACCAUUUAAACUGGCGAAUACGCUGACUUCGUACCGCAGUAGUGGCCAGUUUUGCUGUACCCAGUCCCGUGGACGUUAAAUUUGUAGUUUAGAGUGAAUUAUCGUACUCAGGUGGCGGUGUUUGUCGUUACAUGGUUGAAUGUGAUGCAGGUUAUUUGAUCACGUCACGUGUGUGCUGCAGUGUGCCGUUGCUGGAGUGGAGCUGCUUCUCUCUCAGCAGCCAACACUGCAGAAAUCCUGCUGGCUUGCACCUUCGUUGGCUUUGCUGAAGAAUAAUACGCCAUACUGAUCUGAUGUCUCUGCUGGAAGACCUCGUCGAUUUGCUGAGAUAUGUCCUCGAAUAUUUCGGUGUGCCCACUGACAUGCUGGUUCCAGUAUGGGAGAAUACUUUGUGUGGACAGUAUCGCAGCAUUGUUCGCAUGAUUGGGACUAAUCUUCCGCUGGCACCAAACCCCCGAGUUCACUUUCAGAUUCCUCUGCAGACUUUCAGGAGACAUGGCCAUAUUGACGUUACAGUGGAUGCUCCUGGUAUUCCAUCACUCGCAGAUGUGUUAUAUCUCGCUGAGGAUGAAGGAGACAGCUGCACCAAGUUCAGGAAUACCAUUCCACUGAGGAAGUGUGAAUGGCCACAGAGGGCUGAACGACCAGCGUCUGUAGCCCCUUCUGCCCAAAAUGGACAAAGAGCUUUGGGACGGAGCACACAGCCAGAGGCCCUGCAGAAGAUUUCUGCACUGGAGGCUGAGCUGAUGAAACUACGAGCUCAGAUUGCCUUGAUAGUCGCAACUCCAACAGCUGACAGUCCGCUCCUGAGUGCACCUGCCACACCUUGUUUGGCUCCUUUACCUGCUCCUGUCCUUACCUCCACUCCUCUCUGUGCACCACCUCCACCACCUCCUCCUCCUCCUCCUCCUCCUCCACCACCUCCACCUCCUGCAGUGGCUGGCUCAUCUCAGGUCUUAGUGACACAGGUAAUCAGACAAAGGCGGGCAGCCAGGAAAGACAAAGCUGAACCUUCAGAGUGCACGUCAACAGCUGCCCUCCCCUCCAUGCUUGACAUCCUGAAGGACAUGAAUCAGGUUAAACUCCGCGCUGUGGAGAGGUCUCCAGGAGGGACCCCUGUGAGGAAGAGGAGGAGUAAGGGUGCCGUGUGUAUGUCGGACCCUGCUGCACUCAUUGCUGAAGCUUUAAAGAAGAAGUUUGCUCACAAGCAGAAAGACGACUCGUUUGAUAAGGAGAACCGCUCGGCCGAACUGUCGCCUUUUAGCAGCCCAGAUACACCCAGAGUAAGAGUUUCACACCCACUGAGACGCGGUCAAGGGAGAAUUCAUCUGUGACCCUGUAACCUCAAGGUUGGGCAAGAAGCAUGUAAUGGAGAGUUCUCUGCUGAAAUGCCUUUAAAAGAUUUUCUUGGUCAUGCUUUCUUUCAGCAUCCUCAGUCUUAUGGUACUUCUCUUUCUGUGGAAGAAGAGAGGAGUGGACUUUUUAUCUGGUCCUCUCAGCUUUGGAUUGUUUUUCUUUUUCUACACUAAUACAGCUCUUACAGUGGCGUUCUUGCAGGCUGCUUAGAGAGAAUGUUAAAUGUAAAUGUGAAAGGCCAGAAUUAUGAACCAAGGAAUACAUUCUGAUGGACUUCUCGUAUGCAGUGGCUUUGAAGCUUUUGCCUUUUUCAAAUUUCGUUUGUGUAUAAAUGCAUUUGCACUGCUCAGUCUUCCUCCUGUUCAUUGUGGACAGAUUAAGUCAUGUAGCCAGUCACUCCUCUGAUAUACAAUUAUCAGUUCGGCUUGUUUAACUUAUUUCUGAGUGCUUCAUUUAAGAAAUUUCACAACCAUUUGAAGUGAUGUUUGUUCACACUAUUGUCCUCUUACCCCAAACAUAGUUGGCAACAUUUUAGGUUUAACACUUAAUACCUGGACACGAUUUGAGGCAGUUUGUGUUAAGAUUGAGGCAUGCAGUUUGCUCAGAGCUAAAGGGUGGAGUAAAGCAUCCAUUACUUGUUAGCUACAUGAGCCUCGUAGCUUCAGAGCAAAACUUCAGGGAACAAUUGUGUAAAUUUUAUUUUUUUAUUCCUCAAACCAUCACUUUAACAUUCAUUGUUGCAUAUAAAAACGUAUUUUCAUUCGGAUGUGUGUAUAUGUGUGUGUUUGUGUUGGAGGCAAGGGUUCAAAAGUAUGCUUUAGACAAAUCAGGGAAACUUACUCCAUUAAUCCAUUCAUUACAUUCAUCUGUGCUUUGCAGUAGCUUUGAGACAUUUCUGAAAAUGGAGUAGAUUAAAGGGGACUUUAAUUUUGAUUUUUAUAAUAUUUCAAUGGCUGUCAUUCAGAGAGGUUUGAUGGUUUUUUUAUAGAGAAACUUGCAUUUCUACACAUGGCUGGUGGGGGUUGGGAGUCAUGAUGUCCAACACAAAUACAUGCAUUUUAUUUACUAUUCAGAAUGAUUUAAAUAGUGUUUAAAUAGUAAAUCCAAAAAAUCUAUAUAAAUAAAUAUUUUCAAACCAUUUGUUAAAACGUUUUGGACAAAAAAUCCUUCAUAACCAUCCUGUGGAGGAGCUUUCAGAAGUGUUACUGGCUCUUAUCACCGUUGCAAACAAUGCUGAGUCAGAUUUCUCUAGAACAGACGAUUUCUCAUCAGACCACUCUGAAUGACUUCGAUCUUAAUGAUUUACUGAUAAAGGCCAUGCCAUGGCCGUUGGCGAGUAAACUAAGCUAAAUGUCUCUCCAGUGUGUGCUCACAUUACAGCAUGUGUCUCUCAAUGACCUAAACUGUAAUUAGCAAUGCAACAUACACCUGAAUGAACCCAUGUCUGUAAGACAAUAAAGAGUCUGUGUCUUUAACUAAAA